CAACAUUUGCAAUAUAAAUCUCAAGAUAUUCUUAAUGCUAUGCAUCUUGUGGCAUCAACAAAAUCACUUAUUCAAAAGCUUAGAGAUGAAGGAUGGGAUUCUCUUUUUGAGAAAGUAAAGUUAUUUUGUGCAAAGCAUGACAUAGAAGUUCCAAUUAUGUCAGCUCCUUAUGUGGGAAGAGGAGGUCGUGCUCGCCUUCAACGAGAUCACAUUACACUUGAGCAUCACUAUCGAGUUGAUAUUUUUAAUGGUGCAAUAGAUUGUCAAUUGCAAGAAUUGAAUACAAGAUUUAGUGACAAUAUGAUAGAGUUACUUACUCUAAGUUGUGCUUUGGAUCCUAAAGAUGGUUGCAAAUCUUUUAAUAUUGAUGAUAUUUGUAAUCUUGCAAAAAGAUAUUAUCCUCAAGAUUUUACAGAGUUUGAAAGAGAAGGGUUGAGAAUAGAGCUUCGUCAUUAUGAAUUUGAAAUUUCACGACAUUUCGACUUGCAAAAAUUGGCAACUAUUUCUGAGUUAUGUCAAUGGUUAGUAACAACAAGAAAGUCAGAAAUAUAUCCACUUCUCUACCGAUUAGUUAAACUUGUACUGAUUCUUCCAGUUUCAACUGCAACUACUGAACGGGCAUUUUCUGCUAUGAACAUUAUCAAAACCGAUCUCCGGAAUAAGAUGGAUGAUGACUUUCUUACUAAUUCUUUGAUCGUAUAUAUUGAAAGAGAAAUUGCCGAGAAGUUCACCGUUGAUUCAAUUAUUGAUGGAUUUCGUGAUUUGAAGGAACGUCGAGCACUAUUCUAACUUUUGCAUGGUAUUUUUUUUGGAUUGCUCUUUUGGAAGCUUGGAAUCAUGUUGGAAGAGGAGCACCACUUUGAGUCGAAGGCCUAUGCAGGUGCGUGCAAGGUUUGGCUCA
Molecule: messenger RNA, 901 nt
Organism: Ananas comosus (pineapple)
Lineage: Eukaryota; Viridiplantae; Streptophyta; Magnoliopsida; Poales; Bromeliaceae
Exons: 2
Coding region: 40-789 (249 amino acids)
Molecular function (GO): protein dimerization activity
Source: RefSeq, a predicted model, not a curated record